Molecule: messenger RNA, 1726 nt
Organism: Marchantia polymorpha subsp. ruderalis
Lineage: Eukaryota; Viridiplantae; Streptophyta; Marchantiopsida; Marchantiales; Marchantiaceae
Source: the annotation of a GenBank genome assembly
CCAGAAGUGACGGCCCAUAGGUGGAUGGCGUACGUUGGUAUCUGCUGCUGAUGAUGGCUGUAAUUUCCAUGUCUCUACAGCAACUCGCCCUGGUCUCUCUGACUGUGAUCGCGCGUGGACCUGUACGAUUGCAUGUCUUCUUAGUCGAGAGAAUCGCAGCAUAUCACGUAGCACAUGGCGCUGGGGAACGAUGUUUCUGUAGGACACGUAUGGCCGUUUUAGACAACAACGAAUCAAUUGUUCUCUAUCCCUCCUUGUAAACAGUCAACCACAUACAUAUAGACCAACACUCCCCAUAGACGGACCGACAUUCAUAUAUUUAGGACAGCUUCCAGGAGCUCAACCCAGACCAGUUCCCCUCUUCCCAGCAUACAGACUCCGGAUCUGCAUGCUACUUUCAAUUUUAGUAAGUCUUUCAAUAGCAUGUACGUAGUAACCAGAUCCUAUUGAAAAAGGAGCAACUGAACAUCGUCCGGGACUUACAAUUCACGAACACACACACACGAGAGAGAGAGAGAGAGAGAGGAACACACACACACGAGUGAGAGAGAGAAAGAGAGAGAGAGAUGGCGAUGACAGGAAUGGAUGGCUCGAGAAUUAAAAAUUUUGUUGAGAGCGACAGAACCUUCAAUGCCUACGUUGACACGAAGUUUAACGCACUGGACACCGACCAUGACGGCUCACUUACUCAGAGCGAGCUAAAGCCUAUGGUUCAGAGUCUUGGCGAUGCACUUGGAUUGCCCCCGAUAGGAUCGUCUGCUGAGACGGACCACAUUUACCAGGAGGUCUUUUCAGAAUUUAGCAAAGGAGCGGCUGUGAGCAAGGAUGUCUUCGGGAGGGUGUUGAAGGACAUCUUGCUGGGUUUAGCGGAUGGGCUGGAAAGAGAUCCAAUUUCUGUCAUCCAGUUUGAUGGCACAAGGUUGCGGGAGUAUGCUAGUUCACCACAAUACGAGGUUGAGGCACUAUCGGUGUUCACUCGACUUGAUGUCAAGCAGGAUGGACGAUUGCCAGCUAGCCGCUUGCUUGACGCAUUACCUUCAAUAUCCGUCAUCAAAGGCAUGCCGCCGGCUGAUGAUCCCAAGAUAAGGGGGUUGGUACAUUAUGCACUCCGAGCAGCUCGAGUGGAUUCCCGGAAGAAUUUGGAUCAAAUGCAGUUUGUGGACACUCUUCGAAAGUUCCUUCUGAGCAUGGCUGAUGGGCUGAAAACACAUCCCAUGAAAGUAGCACACAGCGAGAAGCUGUAUGACGGGGAGAGCAUCAAAAAGCUACUAAAAAAUGAAGAAGAGUUGCGCAAGGCUUUGGAUGAGACUUGGAGGCGAAUGCCCAAAGACAACCGUUAUAAGGCUUCAAAAGAUUACUUGCGUAUUGGUGUCGAUGAAAUGGGACCAGCGGCCGGACUGCCUCCUGUUGGUUCUGUGGAAGAGGUCGAUGAUGUGCUACAACAAAUAUUUGAAAAAUUCAACUUGGACGACGGGGAGAGUAUUAGUCAAGAAGAUUUUGAGAAGUGUAUGAUGGAAGUUUUAGGAAGUUUAAUGCUCCAACUAGAAGGGAAGCCGAUUUCUAUCAAAUCCAGCAAGAUUGUAGAUGAGUAGCUUCAGGAUAAACUUCAACUUUAGUGGUAUCACGGACGAUGAAUUGCCAAGCUCAGAUGAGCUCAUGUGUAUAAGUUCUGCUAACGACAAACUCGUAAGUUACAAUAAUCAAUUUUACUUCACAUUGCAUUGCA